AUGACCCAGGUUUCGGACUACAUGAACUCCCACAACAUUUCCUCCGACGCGCUUUUCCAACCCGAAAGUGCGGCAAACAUCCUCUUCACUUACAAAUGGGUCAUUGGAACCAUGGUAUUCGCUCUCAUUGCGAGCUUCCGCAUGUUCCACUACUUUUUCGUUCACGAUCAGCCACCUCGGGGCUCGGGCCUGAAGCUCUUGCCCGGUCCACGAAGCACGAUCCCCUACCUCGGACGCGUCCACGAUGUUGAUCCCAACUGCCCUUGGUUCGCCAUGAAGAAGUUCUCGGAUGAGUACAACGGUGUUUUUGCCUCCACAAUUUGCGGUGAGAUGCACGUUUGGGUCGGUGAUGCUCAAAUUGCGUACGACCUGCUCUGCAAAAAGGCCAGGAUCUAUUCCUCGCGCCCCAUGGUGCCUGCUGUUCCUGGCAGUGACUCUCAGGGCCAAUACCUGCCUCUUCUGGCUCACGAUGACCACUGGCGUAACCAGCGCAAGUUCGCCCAUACCGUCCUGACCGCGGGCUUCAACGCCAAGUACUACGGCUAUGUCUCCCAUGAGGCCAAGCGCUUCAUGUACAAGCUCCUCGUUGAUCCUAAGGACCAUUUCGCCCUAACCGACCGUUUCUGUGGCCGUAUCUCCGCCCGUCUCGGCUACGGCCGCCCCGAGUCCUCUGCCGCCCACUGCAAGAACGCGGGUGAAUUCAUUCCCCAGAUCUCUCCGUCCGGCUCUGUCACCAACCUCAUGCCCUUCCUGGGUAGCCUCCCCGAGUGGAUCAAUCCCUCGAUCCGCAAGGUGCGCGAGCGCCGCGAGAAGGAGGAGAAGCUCUGGAAGGGUCUCAUGAAGCAGGUUCGCCAGGAAAUGGACGAGGGUACUGCUCCCGUCUCGUAUGCGAAGACCUACUUUGAGCGCAAGGAAGCCGAAACUGGCAAGAAGUCUUUUGGCUUUGAUGACCAUGAGGCUGCUUAUGCUGUUGGUAUGCUUGUGACUGUGGCCAUCUUCACCAUUGGCGGCCCACUGUACUGCUUCUUCCUCUCGAUGGUCCUGCACGAAGACUGGCAAGAGAAGGUCCGCAAGGAAUACGAUGAGGUUAUCGGCGAUCGUGUUGUUGAGGUUGCGGAUGCCCCCAAUCUACCCAUUCUACGCGCCUGCAUCAAGGAGUGCGUGCGCUGGCGUCCCCCGGUCCCUCUCGGUGUCCCCCGUCUUCUCGAGGAGGAUGACGAGUGGAACGGCUACUACCUUCCCAAGGGCGCGGUCAUUCACGCCAUUGAUUUGGCCCUUGCCCGCGAUCCGAAGCUGUACCCUGAUGCUGAAAGCUACCGCCCCGAGCGCUGGUUGGAGCCCGAGUUCCCUACGUACAAGGAGCCCCUGACCGAGCACCCCCGUCUGAUGGGCCAUCACGGUUUCGGUAUGGGCCGCCGUAUGUGCCCCGGUAUCGAGGUCACAGAGGCUGAGCUAUUGGUUGCCUGCGGUUCUAUCAUUGGCUGCUUCUACUUACGUCCUGAGAAGGAUAAGAACGGCCAGCCCCAGCCUCCCCCCAGCUACGACUUCACUCCCAACCUGAUCGGCGGUCCCCUGCCCUUCAAGAUGGAUGUGGUCGUCCGUGACGAGCAGAAGGCUCAACGGAUAAAGCACUGGUUCGAGGAGUCGGUUGCCGAUGAGAAGGCAGGUAAGAUUGCUGCUGGUCUGUAA
This is a messenger RNA of Cyphellophora europaea CBS 101466, 1689 nucleotides long. RefSeq lists its product as uncharacterized. Bases 1 to 1689 code for a protein of 562 amino acids. Gene Ontology annotation, molecular function: oxidoreductase activity, acting on paired donors, with incorporation or reduction of molecular oxygen; heme binding; iron ion binding. The transcript has 3 exons. NCBI's taxonomy places the organism in Eukaryota, Fungi, Ascomycota, Eurotiomycetes, Chaetothyriales, Cyphellophoraceae. The record is from RefSeq and is a predicted model, not a curated record.